Molecule: messenger RNA, 7096 nt
Organism: Trichoplusia ni (cabbage looper)
Lineage: Eukaryota; Metazoa; Arthropoda; Insecta; Lepidoptera; Noctuidae
Product: baculoviral IAP repeat-containing protein 6-like
Biological process (GO): negative regulation of apoptotic process; regulation of cytokinesis; apoptotic process
Cellular component (GO): nucleus
Molecular function (GO): cysteine-type endopeptidase inhibitor activity; ubiquitin conjugating enzyme activity
Source: RefSeq, a predicted model, not a curated record
GCCGCCGCCCCCGCCCCGCGCGCCGGCCUCUCCGCACCGACCUCAUCCGCCACUCACGCACACGCUGUACGAUGUCUUCAGGCACCUCGCGCUUGAAUUCCACUAUCAGAUGGACUGCACAUUCAUGGAGAACGUGAUCUCCUUGUGGCUCACACUGAACGGCUCGGCGUGGGGCAGUGCUGGCGCGUGGUCGCUCGCCACGCUGGCCGUGCCCACCGACACGCCGCGAAUACGUCUGGCCUCCGACACCGUCAACGCUCUGCUGCAGUCGCUCUGCACAUUGGAGAACAUAUCACUACGAUGUUGGGUGCUUUCAAUGCAAGCUUUGGCGUGGAUUGCCAGCUUACCGUUACAGACUGAAGGAAACAGUACGCAAACCAUGGGUCGCGUCAUUUUGGAAUGCGAGCAUUUCGUCCCGGCACUCGUCAAGUUUGUCACCAUGAAUGUUAACACUGACGGUGCUGUGGCUUCUUCGGAACCGUAUUUAGGCGGCGCUCAGAUCGGCGCGGGCGCGGGCGCGGCGUCGGCGCUGCACUCGGUGGUGUCGCGCGUGAUCUGCGCGCGCGGCGCGGGCGGCGCGCGCGCGCUGCGGGCCGUGUGCGGCGUGUGGCGCGCCGGCGCCGACGCGGGGCAGGCGCACGACCUGCAGGCCACGCUGCUGCGUCUGGCGCACCCCAUGCUGCAGGUGCUCAGCGCCAGGCAUGUGCACCACGCCACGCCGCUCUUCCUCACCGUCGGUCACGCACCAGUCGGGUGGUGGGUGCGCGAGAGCUGCGGCUGGCGCGGCGAGGGCGGGUCGGAGGCGCGGCUGUCGGGGCUGCGCGACGUGCUGGCGGGCGGCGGGUCGGGCGCGGUCCGGCGCGCGCCGCUCCGCCGCGCGGUUCUCGCGCAGCUGCUGCACUACUGCCGCAAGCUGCUCUCCGUGCCGCUGCCGCCGCACCAACUGCCUGCCAGCUCAUCAUCGUCGGCGUCGGUAUCGACAAGCGGCGAGCAGUCGCAGACGGACGAGAGCAAGGCGCAGCACAGCACCGCGCCCGAGGCCACCAACGUGGAGGACGAGCGCAAACAGCAGGCUGCCAGGACACCCUGCUUCGCCGAUACUGUAUUACAACAUCAGCAAAUUAUGCAGAAGUUCUACCGUACGCUGUCGAUCUGCGAUGGAAUGAAUACCGCUGCAUUGAAUUCAGGUAUGACUUCCGAGCCGUCGUCGCUGAAGGAGGAGGUGUUCUGGCUGGUGGCGCACAUGGCCACAGUAGCCUCUAACCCGGCUCUCAUGGUCACCAGUCUUAUGGAAUUCCUUAAAAAAGAAGAGGUCGUGAAUCUAUCGCAAGCGAUGCAGCAAUUGAUCAUACGCGUGCUGGACUACCCUGAAGCUCUCACAGCAUUUAUAGAAGCCGGUGGAUUAGAACUGGCCUUAGAGAAACUCACCGCAUGCCAUCAGGCGGGACCAAGCAGCGGUCAAGGUUUGGUCUCAUCGCUCAUGAACUACCUAAAGCUGCCGCCUCAGAUGAUCAACAUGUCGACAGCUUCGGCCGCCAACAAGAAGAACCAGCCGCCGGUCAUAGAGACCGCUAACGGCCUGGUCAAUAUAGCGCCGCUCUGCUCGGUGUCGUGCGGCAACCCGACGGCGCAGGCGGCGGACGUGCUGCUGGACGGCGGCGGCGGCAUGAGCGUGCGCGGCGCGUGCGCGGCCCGGCGCGUGCGGGCCGCCGCCUGGUCCUACCACUUCUUCAGCGCGGACGACGCCAGCCUCGCGCUCACGCUCACGCUGCCCUACGCCGUGCAGCUGCACGAGGUCCAGCUGCAGCCGCAUCUCACCAGCCUCGCCACGUGUCCGGGCGCGGUUGCCGUAGAAGCCGGGUGCGGUGGCACACUGGCCCUUGGGCCGCCGCAGAACACUGCUGGCAUGACCUUCAUUCGCCUGGUGGUAGCUCGGCCUAUCGUCUGCACCACUGUACAGAUUCGACUCUACAAACCGAGGGAUUCCUCCAACAUGGGCUUGUUGCAGCUGAGGCUGCUUGCUGCUCCUGCAUUUAAUAGCAAUUCAGCCAGCACGCCUAAUACCAGCAACAAUUGGGCGUGUGUGGUAGCGGCGUGUACCCGCGCGGGCGGCGCGGCGGGAGCGCCGCCGGCGCCCGGCUGGCGCGCGCGCGGCGGCGGCGCCGUCAGUGCGUUGUGCGCAUGCGCCGCCGCGGGCGGGCCCGCCGCCGCGCACGCGCACGCAGCCCUGCUAGCUGCUGCCAGACACGCGCCCGCACUGCGGGAACUCGUCACCGCGCUGCUCAACAUGGACGCAUACGCACAUGCUCACGCCUUCCAGGUGUCGACCAGUGGUCGCGUGAACGGCAGCAUGUGGGCGGUGUGCGAGCUGGUGCGGCAGCUGUGUCGCUGGUGCGCGGACGGCGCGGUGGCGGCCUACGUGCAGUGGCUGGCCGCCGCCGCCGAGCUGUGGCUGCGCCAGCGCGAGCCGCCCUCCGCCGCGCUCACGCACACGCUUGCCUCGGUAUUAUGGACGCUAAAAGAGAAGCGUAUCCUAGAGAACUUGGAAGAAUUGAUCACUGACGAUCUGUUUGAACUAGUCUACACAUGGGUGAAGGAUGUGCCCGAGUCAAGUCUACUGAAGAAAUCACUCGAUGCCAUUCUAUGUUCGAUGUGCUACAUCCGACCGGAGCUGUUCAUUAUGCUGUUGGAACACAUGGACAUACCAAUGUAUCAAGAUGAAAGCAUGGAAGGUCUGACAGACGACACGAAGCGGCGCGGGCGGGCGCGCGGCGGCGAGGCGCGCGUGUCGUGGGAGGCGCGCGGCUGGCAGCUGCAGAGCAUCGCGGCCGCCGCCAUGUCGCCCGCCGCCACGCUGGCGCUGCUGCACUCGCGUCUGCCCGCCGCCGUCGUCAAGGCCAUCGUCGAAUUCAGCGAAGCCAAACUAGAAAUGAUAAAAGCGCAGCGCAGCUCACAAGAGGACGUGCAAAUGUCGGAUGCCGACAGGGAGUCUGCGCGAGCCAAGCCCGAGCUGCCGUCCAUGAAGAGUGUGUGGCAGCUGGUGGAGUGGGCGCGCGCCGUCUGCUGGUCGCGCAGGCUCAAGGACUGGCUCGGCGGGCCCGGGAACACCUUCUGGAAGCCGCUGCUCACGCUGCUGUGCAUCCCAGACCACCCUACAGGUGUCACGUGGCAAGAGGAUGCUCAAUAUGCUCAACUGGAAGAAAGCACGAUCCGUUUGUUCGCCGAGUUGACAGUGUGCCACCCUGCUAAUCAGAAGUUGUUUGCAUCCACAUUGCAUAGCAUUCUAGAGUCGAUGCACUGUACUGGUCCGGAGGGCAUCUCCGGGUUCACGCGCGCGCUGAUCCUGCGCCUGGUGCUGUCGCCGGAGCGCGUGUGGGUGUCGCUGCGCUGGCAGGGCGGCGCGGGCGCGGCGGCCGCCGGCUGCGCGCACCCCGCCUUCCUGGGCCACAGCGUGCUGCCGCUGCCGCUCGCCGCCACCGUGCGACAUCUGCUGUCCGACCAUCGCCCGCCCGGUGCGUACUCACCACCUACCACUAAUAUGCAUGAACACAGCAUCAGCCUGCGGGGUAGCUCGGUACUCCGAAGCGCGUCAGACACCGCGAUCACUACCGCGGCGGAGGCCUGGGAACUAAGUCUGGCCGCCGCCAGCGCUUCCAAGGACAAGCGCGUCAAGGACGUCAAGAAUACCUCACUCAAACAAGCCAGUAGCAAGAAGAGACAGACCAAGACCAAUUGUGUAUUUUCAGAUCUAAUAGACACGACAAUCCGAGUGCAAGUCCCCGGGCUUGAAGGGUUCAUCCCUCCGAGCACAACACUCGCGCAGUUGACAGCCGUUGUACCACAUGUAUUUGGGCCACAUCUCGCGUUCACGCUACAUCUUAACACUAACGGAGCGUGGACGGGCCCUAGCUGGGACGCCGGGGCGGCGGCGGGCAGCAGCUCGGGCGCGGGCGCGGGCGCGGGCGCGGGCGCGGGCAGCAGCGCGGCGGGCUCGGGCGUGCUGCGCUGGUUCGGCGCGGUGGGCGGCCUGGCGCUGGUGGCGGCGCGCCUGCCGCGCCCGCACGCCGCGCCGCCAGACCCGCCCGCGCUGCUGCACCAUCACCACGACCUCGACUGGGUCAAGCUCGACGACCCCUACGAGGAGGUGGUUGAACUGGGCGUCAGUUCAGCCAACAACGGCAUGGAGGAGAGCGGGUGUACCGGAGUGCCGGCGCACGCACUAGUAGCGUUAGGCCUCUUGCUCAAAUUGCCGGGCUAUGCGGACGCCUUGCUGGAUGAGGGCGCGAGGGCAUGCCAUCUACUCAGACUACUGCUCGGAGUUACGCAUGAUGAGGAUGGACGCAGCAUCGCGGUGGGCGACCCCCGCGGCGGCGGCGCGGGGUCGCUGGGCACGCUGCCGUUCAGCGUGGUGGCGCGCCUGCUGGAGCGCGCGCCGCGCAACACGGACGACGGGCGCGCGCUGCGCCGGGCGCUGCUGGCGCGCGGCGCCGUGCGCCUGCUGCUGGCCUGCCUCGCCGUCUUCACGCACCACCGACCCAACUCCAACGAUAACAGCCAAGCUUCAAACGGUUCAACGGGCAAGUCGGAAGAGAAGAGCCAGUUGUAUUGGGCGAAGGGCACGGGCUUCGGCACGGGCUCCACGCAGCAGUCGUGGAAUGUCGAGCAAGCGCUCGUGCGACAGCGAACGGAAGAAGAACACGUCACAGUUCUGCUACAGGUGUUAGCAUCAUACAUGAACCCCGGUGAGAAGUGGCCGCCGGAGGAGGGCGCGGCCGAGAGCGCGGAGCGAGACGGCGACGCGGACGACUCGCACGACUUGCCCGCUGAGUUUAUUGAACUCGUCGCCAACAGCUCACUAGUCCCUGCUAUCUGCUCAUAUCUCAGAAAUGACUCAGUGCUGGACAUGUCGCGGCACAUCCCGCUGUACGUGCACGUGCUGCGCUGCGCGCGCGCGCUGCACGCGCUGGGCGCGCGGCGGCUGGGCGGCGCGCUGCGCCCGCUGCCGCGCCUGCUCGCCAUGAUGAGCCGCACCACCAACUCCUACGCCACCAAGCUAAGAAUGAGCAAGAAAAAUAUAUUCGGUAAAAUGACAUAUAGCCAAAGAUUUAGUACUUCAAGUAAUUCAGAGUUGUCCGAAGAAGACGAAGGACUCGCCGCACUUAUUGCUGAUAUACAAGCAACGUCAGCGCUGAUGUGUCGGUCGGAGAGCGAGGCGGAGUCCGGGCGCAGCAGCGGCGCGCCGCAGCCGCUCAGCGGGGCCUCGCGCGAGGCGCGCUACAUCGAGCUCAUGCGGACCAUGCAGUUUGAGACGUUCGAGAUGAUCGCGGAGUGCGCGGAGAACGGGUUCCGCUUCCUGGUCCCGUACCACUUCGAGGGCGCCGUGCGCGCGGCGGGCGAGCGCGCCCACCCCGCGCGCAUGAAGCGCCUCGCGCAGGAGGCCGCCACGCUCGCCACCUCGCUGCCGCUCUCCUACUCCUCCUCCGUGUUCGUCAGGACCGACGCCGACCGCCUCGACGUCAUGAAGGUCCUAAUAACGGGUCCGUCGGACACGCCAUACGCGAACGGCUGCUUCGUGCUAGACGUGUACUUCCCGGCGGAGUACCCGGCGGUGCCCAUGCUCAUCAACCUGGAGACUACGGGGCGCCACUCCGUGCGCUUUAACCCUAACCUGUACAACGACGGCAAGGUGUGCCUGUCCGUACUCAACACCUGGCACGGCCGCCCCGAGGAGAAGUGGAACGCGCACACCUCUAGUUUCCUACAGGUGUUAGUAUCAAUCCAGUCUCUGAUCCUGGUCCCCGAGCCGUACUUCAACGAGCCGGGCUACGAGCGCAGCCGCGGGACCCGCGUGGGCUCCAGCGCCUCGCUCGAGUACAACUCCAACAUCUACCAGGCCUGCGUGCGCUGGGCCAUGCUCGACCACCUGCGAAACCCCGAGCCUUGCUUCAAAGAGGUGAUUCAAACACACUUCUGGAUAAAACGCAACGAGAUAAUGCAGACAGUAGCCAAUUGGAUCACGGAGCUAGAGAGUCAGAGCGGUGACGAGCGGACGCAGAGGACCAUCCAGCUCAACCUCAUGGCUCUCAAGCGGCAUUACGUGAAGCUGCAGGAGGAGCUGGGCAAGCUGCCGGUGCCGGCGGGGCUGGAGGAGCUGGACGAGCCCUUCCAGCUGCCGGCCGCGCCCGAGCCGGUCGCGCAGCCGCCGCCGCCGCCCACCAACGACGAGAUCGACCACGACAUGGAGAAGAUCGUCUCGCAGGUGCUCGACUGAAGGCCCGGCCUGCCGCUCGCGCCGAGCGCACAAUGAAAGUACAAGUAGGAACCCACGCCGCCGCUCGAGACGCCGGAUUGCCGUACGCCAGCACGUACGCUCAUACGUUUCUAGCGUGUUUAUUGUUCGUAAAGGAUUUUCUUUUUAUUUUGUAGUAGAAGAUUUCGGUUUUUAUAGAUUUUUUAGUAGGCGUUUAGGACUUAGUGGGACCUCUGUUUAGUUUAACACACAUUGUGAUACUAAAAUGGGCCCGCUCGGCGCCCGGUAAGAUAUUUAAGGAGCUCUAGAUGAUGUACGGGCCGACGACAUUUUACUUAAUGCUAUGUAUAGUGAACGCCGACCGUCGCGCGGCGCACUCUGGGUAGAGCAGGGCCAGGCCGGCCGGCCCGCGACCACAUGCAACUAUGUACAUGAAAUUAUAAUUUGAUGUAUAUAACUUAUUGUUUUAAUUUUUGUAUUCUAAGAAUAUACUAUUAUAUGUAUCGCUGUAUUGCUCUAUAAGAGUAGUCGGAGGCGGCUGAAUUUUACGAAGGAAAUAAAUUAUAUAAUGCAUUCGGUAGUAAAUUAUGUACAGGCCUAGCCACCUUCAGUCAUAUCGCUUGGACGCGUAUCGUAGAGCCGACAGCGAGGAGUCCGGCCGCGCACGCUGCCGGCGUGAGCGGUGGCUGACAACGUCCGUCAAUGUAUGUGUGUAUAUAGAUAAAUCACCAGUAGAGUUCUGUGUUUCUCACUGUACUUUCAUUGCCAGGUAAGUUGGACGUAGGACGUUUAUUGUUAUAUUUUAUUGUGAAUUUCGGAAUGUAAAUAAAUUUUAUGUUAUCGCAA